Molecule: messenger RNA, 372 nt
Organism: Suillus fuscotomentosus
Lineage: Eukaryota; Fungi; Basidiomycota; Agaricomycetes; Boletales; Suillaceae
Exons: 2
Coding region: 1-372 (123 amino acids)
Source: RefSeq, a predicted model, not a curated record
AUGGUGGAUAUGCUAGUAAGGGGUCAACUAUACCUAGUGAUCACUAACAUCACCAAUCAUUUGUACAACAUGCUUCCCAUCAUUCUUAAGGUCACAGAAGAUGAUGCACUUAGUUACAAACUACCAGCAAUUUUUUAUGAGGUACCAGACAUGGUGGAUAUGCUAGUAAGGGGUCAACUAAAACCAGUGAUCACCAACAUCACCAAUUAUCUAAAUCAACUGCUUUCCAUCAUUUUCAAGAUCACAGAAGAUGAUGCACCAAGUUAUAAACUACUCAGAAUUUUUUAUGAGGUAUCAGACUUGAACACUACAGGGCACAUACAGUUGUUUGUGAAAAAUGCCAGGUGUUUCAAUUGGGUUACACCAUCUUAA